Sesamum indicum (sesame) is the source of this 504-nucleotide messenger RNA. The record is from RefSeq and is a predicted model, not a curated record. NCBI's taxonomy places the organism in Eukaryota, Viridiplantae, Streptophyta, Magnoliopsida, Lamiales, Pedaliaceae.
AUGGCUCCUGCUAAAGUUGAUCCGACCAAGAAAUCAGAUCCCAAGGCUCAGGCAUUGAAGACUGCAAAAGCUGUAAAAUCAGGUUCUACAACAUUUAAGAAGUCCAAGAAGAUACGUACGAAAGUUACAUUUCACAGACCACGAACCUUGAAAGAUAGAAAUCCUAAAUACCCUCGUAUCAGUGCUCCUCCCCGUAAUAAACUUGACCACUACCAGAUCCUCAAGUAUCCCCUUACAAUUGAAUCUGCAAUGAAUAAAAUUGAAGACAACAACACCCUUGUUUUCAUUGUUGAUAUCCGCGCUGACAAGAAGAAGAUCAAGGAUGCAGUCAAGAAAAUGUACGACAUCCAGACCAAGAAAGUCAACACUCUUAUCAGGCCGGACGGGACUAAGAAGGCUUACGUCAGGUUAACUCCCGACCAUGAUGCUCUUGAUGUUGCCAAUAAAAUUGGAAUUAUAUAAGUCAUUGGCUCCAGUUUUGUCCGGAUUGUUCUUUUCUUGAGG